Messenger RNA from Linum tenue, 1587 nucleotides. The record is from the annotation of a GenBank genome assembly. Lineage: Eukaryota; Viridiplantae; Streptophyta; Magnoliopsida; Malpighiales; Linaceae.
AUGCUCACUGAGUACUUCACUCUUAACCGCAUGGACCCACAGGCCAGAUCAUUUACCUAUGCUGAUAUUCCUACAGCAUAUACAUUUCAUCUUCGACCGAAGCAUUGGGCUAGGAGAAAACAGGGCUAUGCCAUCGGGCGUAUCGUUUUUAUUCCACCAGGAACCACUGAUGUAUACUUCCUCCGCAUGUUACUUACAAAGGUUAGUGGUGCAACUAGCUUCAAAGACCUUAUGACAGUCGAUGGUGAACUCUGUAAAGAUUAUAAUGAAGCAUGUCUCAAGCGAGGCUUCUUAAUUGACGAUGGUGAACCUCAAGCAACCAUAGGAGAGGUUGGGGAAUGGGGAAUGCCAGCUCUGCUCCGAUCUUUGUUUGUCAUGAUUCUGGUGCAUUCUGAGGUUGCUGACCCGAGAAAGUUGUUCGAGGCUAACUGGCAGCUUUUUGCUUAUGAUUUUUCUUAUCGUACCCGACGUGGUAUGGAGCUACAGAAUUUCCAGCCGCCACCUCAGUAUCUGCGUGAUGAGGUCAUUAGACACAUCGACAGUCUGCUCCAUAGCCAUGGUAGGACCCUAGACGAUUAUAAUUUACCACACCCUCUCCACACUGCAGACAUAGUGGUUGGGAACAGGCUCAUUUGCGAACAACUGAACUACGAUGUCUGCUUGCAACAACGAACAGCUGAUGAGAUCUAUGCAACUCUUAAUCGCGAACAGAGUGAGGCGUACAAAUGCAUUAUGGGUUCUGUGGAACAUGGGCUUGGGAGGUUCUUCUUCCUUUAUGGACAUGGUGGAACAGGGAAAACAUAUUUGUAUAAUACAAUUAUUGCCAAGCUUCGCAGCCAACAUAAGAUAGCUUUGGUUGUUGCAUCGUCCGGCAUUGCAGCGACCUUGCUGCCAGAUGGUUCUACUGGUCAUUCCCGGUUCAAGAUACCAAUAGAUGUCGUUAAAAAGGGGACUCACCUUGCCGAACUUCUGCAGCAAACUUCGCUCAUUGUAUGGGAUGAGGCGCCUAUGACUCAUCGCUUUUGCUUUGAAGCUCUAAGCAAGACCUUAUGCGACGUCAUGGAUCUGCCCUCUACCGGAACUUCUUAUAGGCCAUUUGGUGGGAAGACAGUUCUUCUUGGUGGGGAUUUCCGUCAGAUUCUACCAGUCAUACCUGGCGGCGGCCGCGAGGAAACCAUCAAUGCAUCAAUCAUACGUUCGCCCUUGUGGGCUCAUUGCAACCUUUUGUGUUUGCAGGAAAAUAUGCGCAUAAAUUCGGAUGCAGUAAAUCAGGAAGCAAUCUUCAACGGUAUGACAUUCGCACAGUGGGUUCUCACAGUUGGGAACGGUCUUCUACCUGUGAGGUCCUUGGAUGAGAACUCUGAAAGAAGUUGGACCACAAUUCCUCAUUAUCUGAUCUUACCACCUAAUGGCACAUCCAUUCAACCGGUUGUUGAUUUCGUCUUCCAUGGACUGGUUGACUUUUACAGGUCAGUUUCCUACUUGAAGAAUCGUGCUAUAAUCACCCCACAAAUGAAACAGUGUCUACCAUUAAUGAUGUUGUUCUUUCCUACAUUCCUGAGGAACCCAAGAACUACUACAACAUAG